AUGAAUCCCAACGGAAUAGACGUAGAAGAAGAUCUGUCCGUGACGCUCUUCUUGCUCGUAGAUAGGACUACAUUAACACGCUUGAGUGGAUGUUGCUGGGUGGGUUCCAUUUGGAUAUUUAAGGAUCCAGAAUGGGCUCCUAAUGAAGGCUUUUGCUCUACUGGAGUUCAGACGGAAGCAGGCGUAGCGGAUCUGAAAUGUGUAGCGGAUAAAGGAAUACUAGUGGCCUCAGAUUCUGGUGCUGUGGAUCUCUGGGAGUUGGAUGAGAACGAAACUCUAAUAGUUUGUAAAUAUGAGCAUGACGACAUUGUGACAACAGUGAGCAUUUUCACAAACGCCACUCAGGCGGUUAGUGGCAGCAAAGACUUCUGCGUGAAGGUUUGGGACAUCCCACAGCAAACAGUGCUGCACUCUUACAGAGCUCAUUCCAGCCCAGUGACUUGUGUGGCCUCUUGUCCUGGUAAAGAUACCGUGUUCCUGUCCUGUGCUGAGGAUGACAGAAUUUUACUGUGGGAUACCAGAUCCCCCAAACCAGCUACUCGAAUUGUUUGCAGUGCCUCAGCUUACCUCCCUACCUCAGUUAUGUGGCAUCCGCAGCAAAGUGACAUGUUUGUUUUGGGUGAUGAAAAUGGGACAGUUGCUCUUGUAGACACGAAGAACCCAGACUUCGCCUUAAGUUCAGGUGUGCACUCCCAAACCAUCACUGGGUUUGCAUUUUCUACACACAGUUCGCCCCUUCUGGCUUCAAUUAGUGAAGACUGCUCGGUAGCUGUUCUUGACUCCAGCCUUUCAGAGGUUUUCAGAAGUCGCUCUCAUCGAGACUUUGUGAGAGGCCUAUCGUGGUCUCCCUUGAACAAGGCCUUGCUCUCUACAGUUUUAGAUACCUUGUAG
Molecule: messenger RNA, 891 nt
Organism: Chelonoidis abingdonii (Abingdon island giant tortoise)
Lineage: Eukaryota; Metazoa; Chordata; Testudines; Testudinidae
Source: RefSeq, a predicted model, not a curated record